AUGCUGAGGCUCGUGACGACCGUGUCGCGACCCAGUGCAGCGAGCUUGGUUGGAAAGGUUGGAGGAGCUAAGGCUAAUAGCCGUCGCUCGCUGUCAUCGACAUCCUCAAGGCAGGCCGACAUCACUCUGACUGUCGACGGAAAGGAAGUGACGGUCCCCCAAGGUUCUGCGUUGAUCCAAGCUUGUGAAGCCGCAGGGGCAACAAUACCACGGUUUUGUUAUCAUGACAGGCUCGCGAUCGCUGGAAACUGUCGCAUGUGUUUAGUUGAAGUUGAAAGGUCACCGAAACCAGUAGCCUCCUGUGCAAUGCCCGCAAUGCCAGGUUCGAAAGUAUGGACGAAUAGCCCAUUAGUGCACGAAGCUCGCGAAGGAGUGAUGGAGUUCCUGCUGUCGAAUCAUCCACUGGACUGUCCUAUUUGUGACCAAGGAGGAGAAUGCGACCUACAGGAUCAGUCUAUGCGCUACGGCUCCGAUCGUACUCGCUUCCAUGAAAUCGCAGGAAAACGAGCAGUGGAGAAUAAGGAUUUAGGUCCCCUCGUCAAGACCUCGAUGAACCGUUGCAUCCAGUGUACUCGUUGUGUACGUUUCGCCAACGAGGUUGCCGGCGUUGAGGAGCUUGGUACUACAGGACGCGGGAACGAUCUCCAAAUCGGGAUGUACGUAGAGAAAACCAUGGAUUCUGAACUUUCUGGAAAUGUUGUCGAUCUUUGCCCCGUCGGCGCAUUGACGAGCAAACCAUACGCGUUUACAGCUAGGCCCUGGGAACUGAAGAAUACGGAGUCUGUCGAUGUCCUUGAUGCACUUGGUUCAAAUAUCCGCAUCGAUUCGCGCGGUGUUCAGGUGAUGCGUAUACAACCCAAGACCAACGAUGAUGUAAACGAGGAAUGGAUCAGUGACAAGACGCGUUAUUCGUACGAUGGCCUUCGUUUCCAACGCCUCACUUCACCGCUCGUUAAACAGGGUGACAGAUUCGUCGGUGCGACAUGGGAAGAGGCGUUGACAGCAAUUGCCAACGGCCUCGCCGCGUCUGGCGCAAAAGAUAAUGAGAUUCAAGCUGUCGCUGGGCAUCUGGCUGACACUGAAUCGCUCGUGGCGCUCAAGGAUUUGAUCAACCGACUCGGCUCAGACAACCUUGCGCUUGACCAAGCCGGAGGAUACUCCGCGCCUGUGCAUGGUAUCGACGUUCGUUCAAAUUAUCUCUUCAACUCCACAAUACCGGGCGUCGAGGAGGCCGAUGUCAUCCUGCUUGUUGGAACUAAUCCUCGUCAUGAAGCCGCAGUCCUGAACUCGCGCAUACGUAAGUCCUGGCUGCACACAGGACUUGAGGUUGGUUUAAUCGGUGAACAAGUGGAUACUACGUAUGGCUACGACUACCUCGGCGCUGACGCCAAGGCUCUGUCUGAUUUCAUUGCUGGCAAAGGCGAAUUUGCGAAGAAAUUCAAAGCUGCGAAGAAACCUCUGAUCAUCGUUGGUAGUGCACUUGCUGAGCAUGCAGACGGUGCUACCGCUUUCAAUGAACUCUCGCGCUUCGUGGAGUUGAACAAGGAGACAUUGGUAACGCCGGAGUGGAAUGGCUUCAGCGUUCUCCAGCGUAUCGCUUCUCGGCCUGCAGCGUAUGACAUUGGAUUUGUCCCUUCCCCUACCGCUUCGAAAACUAAAGCAAAAUUCAUUUACCUUCUCAAUGCGGACGAAAUUGAUCCCUCAAGGAUACCUCAGGACGCUUUUGUAGUGUAUCAAGGACAUCACGGAGACAUCGGAGCUCAACUUGCUGACGUCUGUCUGCCUGGUGCGGCAUAUACGGAGAAGAGUUCGACGUGGAUAAAUACGGAGGGUAGGACUCAGUUGGGAAGGGCUGCUGUUCCGCCACCUGGCGCAAGUCGGGAAGACUGGAAAAUCAUACGUGCUUUAUCCGAGAUUGUUGGUUCCCCUCUUCCCUACGACGAUGUACUCUCCCUUCGAGACCGGAUGUGGGAAAUUUCACCUUCAUUGGUUAGAUAUGAUGUUUUAGAACGCACAUCGGCUGAAAUUGCACUCGCUGGACUACAAGCCCUGGCAAAGAAGACGAGUGGUGUCAAGAUUCAAGGCGGUGCUUUCAAGAGGCCAAUUACAAACUUUUACCAGACGGAUGUUAUCUCGAGAAACUCUGUCACCAUGGCGCAAUGUACGCGUUCAUUCGUCAAGGGAGAGAACUAUGGGUUCAGCGAAGGUAGUAAGGCAGAGGCAGCCUUCGCGUGA
Molecule: messenger RNA, 2235 nt
Organism: Lentinula edodes (shiitake mushroom)
Lineage: Eukaryota; Fungi; Basidiomycota; Agaricomycetes; Agaricales; Omphalotaceae
Product: NADH-ubiquinone oxidoreductase
Exons: 8
Coding region: 1-2235 (744 amino acids)
Biological process (GO): ATP synthesis coupled electron transport
Cellular component (GO): membrane
Molecular function (GO): NADH dehydrogenase (ubiquinone) activity; iron-sulfur cluster binding
Source: RefSeq, a predicted model, not a curated record